CCCCUCCCUCCCUGGCGCUGCUUGUGUGCUGCUUACUUUGUACAGUGAAGAAACACUCAGCCCAUGUGCUCUGUAUGGAUGUUGGUGAUCCCCUUCUGUGCGCCUUGAUUCUCUGCAAGCAGGCAAGAUGUCCAGCACACCACAUGACCCUUUCUAUUCUUCUCCUUUUGGCCCCUUCUAUAGGAGACACACACCAUACAUGGUGCAACCGGAGUACCGAAUCUAUGAAAUGAACAAGAGGCUGCAGUCUCGCACGGAGGACAGUGACAACCUUUGGUGGGAUGCCUUUGCCACAGAAUUUUUUGAAGAUGAUGCAACCUUAACUCUUUCGUUUUGUUUGGAAGAUGGACCAAAGCGAUACACAAUUGGAAGGACCCUCAUUCCUCGUUAUUUUAGCACUGUCUUUGAAGGAGGUGUGACAGACCUGUAUUACAUCCUCAAGCACUCAAAAGAAUCAUACCACAACUCCUCCAUCACAGUGGAUUGUGAUCAAUGCACCAUGGUCACUCAGCAUGGAAAACCUAUGUUUACAAAGGUGUGCACAGAAGGACGUCUUAUCUUGGAAUUUACCUUUGAUGACCUUAUGAGAAUAAAAACAUGGCACUUUACCAUUAGACAAUACAGAGAGUUAGUCCCUCGCAGUAUUUUAGCCAUGCAUGCGCAAGACCCUCAGGUGCUGGAGCAGCUGUCCAAAAACAUCACUCGUAUGGGUCUGACUAAUUUCACCCUCAACUACCUCAGGUUGUGUGUAAUAUUGGAGCCAAUGCAAGAGUUGAUGUCAAGGCAUAAAACGUAUAAUUUAAGUCCUCGGGAUUGCCUAAAAACAUGCUUGUUUCAAAAAUGGCAACGGAUGGUGGCACCUCCAGCAGAGCCCACAAGACAGCCGACAACCAAACGGAGGAAAAGGAAAAAUUCAACCAGCAGCACUUCCAAUAGUAGUGCCGGGAACAAUGCAAACAGCACCAACAGCAAGAAAAAAUCAGCCGCUGCAAACCUGAGUCUUUCAAGUCAGGUACCUGAUGUGAUGGUGGUCGGGGAGCCAACUCUGAUGGGAGGAGAAUUUGGUGACGAAGAUGAACGGCUCAUCACCAGGCUAGAGAACACGCAAUAUGAUGCAGCAAACGGCAUGGACGAUGAUGAAGACUUCAACAAUUCACCUGCACUGGGGAACAACAGCCCAUGGAACAGUAAACCUCCUACUAACCAGGAGACUAAGUCCGAAAACCCAACACCGCAGACUUCCCAAUAAGUUAUCUGAAGCUUCAUCCACUGUUGCUUAUAACAGCAGGUUACAAUUACUAUCUCACAGCAUUCUUUACAAAAAAAAAAACCACCUCCCAGUUUUCCACAGAUAUAAAAGCUAUUUCUAGAUGUACAGCUAUCUUUUCUUUUUCUUUUUCUUUUCCUUAAGUUAGAAAAAUAAUUUAUAAGCUUCUGGGUUGGAAGCUCUUGCACAUGACAUGAUAGGCUGGCACUGACCUCAAUGAAAAGAACUAAAUAUGUAAGUAACAAUCUCAUGACAAUUUCUAAAUACCAUUUCAGUAGUUUUUCAAGAUUUCCCCAUACCAUGAUUCCUUUAUCCUAUAAAGGCCAUAUCUCACAGACCACCAGUGCUCAGGAUCAAUGGUAGGUCCUGGGUUGCAUUUUUCCUAGAACAUAACAAAACAGUUCCAAGUUUUUCAACUUUUAAUUUCUCUCCAUGCAGUUUCUUUGCCCAGUGAAGCAUUUCAAAGGGAGGGAACCAGAGAGGAGAGAACAACCACCGAAGAAAUCACAUAGCCCAAUAGGUAUUGCAAAUGAGAUCCAUGUGAACAACAAUCCAGUAGUGAGGAUUAUUAAAAAUAUUUCCAUAAAGCCUUCUACUUGUACCAAUACGAGCUUUAUUCGUAAUUACAAACUGAAACACACACUGCUUGCCAUAAAGGACAGUUCUUACAAUUAAAAACCCUUUAAUGUUACAAGGCCAGCAAUAUUGUCUGUUUCUUAUGGCUCCCAUCCAAGAGAGUACACGCAGAGCUGCCAGAGCAGCAUGCAUAGCCUUUAAAAAAAACUCUGUUUGACCAGGAGCUGGGGUGGGGUGGGUCCAGCCCUUCCAAAUAGCUAGCUGUGACCUUUCAAACUCCAUCAGUGGCCUAUAUGCACGCAACUCAGCCUGCUGGAUUAGGAAGGGGAGCUGCUCAUUCAGCAUUUGAUUGUGCACAGGCAUACCCAGCCAUCUAAGGAUAUAAGUGCAUCUAGUGCUUAGCUAGAUAGGGGCAUACGUUUUUUAUAGUUGCUCCUGAAGAAAGGGUUCUGCCCUGCUGGAUUGCAGCAUCCCUUCCUAGUGAACUUGUUUCCACCACUCAUUGGUGCUGCCCUCCAUUUUUCCUUCUAGCCAUUUUAAGGGCCCACUGGUUUACAUCUGACAUUGGAAUUGAUUCCAGUUACAAGUCCUCGUAGUCAUCAAAAGCACUGAGCUCACUAAAAAUGUGGGUUUUCCCCCCCAUCAAAGACAUAAUAAAUAUUUUUAUCUGGGGAAAGGCACCCAAAUUCCAAUGAAAGUUUAUGCUUUGUAAAAUUGCUGUUGAUCUGGAUUUUGAAAGCCAUGUAAUCCAUCCAUUUUGUGAGCAAUUCAAAUUAAUGAAGGCUAACUUUUUUUGUGUUUUAUUGUAUCCCAGGUUUAUUUUGUUCUUUCUUUUCACUCUAUAUUUCUUGUAUAAUACUUUUGUAAAGCCCUCAAAACCAAUUAAUUCUUUGAUUCCAGUAUAUUUAUGUGAAACUUUAUAAAAUAAACUAAUUUUUUCAUUUGCAUAUUAAUAUGUUCAACUCAUCAUGUAAAAAAAUACAGUGAGUCGGUGUGUUAUAUGAUACAACUGUAUUUUAUGUAUGCUUUGCCAAUACGUGUGCCAAUAAACUGUGUUAACAGAG
Molecule: messenger RNA, 2907 nt
Organism: Hemicordylus capensis (graceful crag lizard)
Lineage: Eukaryota; Metazoa; Chordata; Lepidosauria; Squamata; Cordylidae
Gene: LDB2
Product: LIM domain binding 2
Exons: 8
Coding region: 128-1249 (373 amino acids)
Biological process (GO): negative regulation of transcription by RNA polymerase II; nervous system development; positive regulation of transcription by RNA polymerase II
Cellular component (GO): transcription regulator complex; nucleus
Molecular function (GO): LIM domain binding
Source: RefSeq, a predicted model, not a curated record